UGGGGGUGGGGGGAGUACAAUAAAAUACGACUGUGUGAUUAUUUUUUGGUUCGCUUAAAAUCCCUGACCGGAAGCUGGACGUCAGCACUCCGUGUAACUUGACCACUGUUGGGAAAACGGAGCAGAAGAGCGAAACAUGGCGACUUCGAACAAUCCGCGGAAAUUCAGCGAGAAAAUCGCUUUACAUAAUCAGAAGCAGGCAGAGGAGACAGCGGCAUUUGAAGAAGUGAUGAAGGACCUGAGCAUAACGCGGGCAGCCAGGCUCCAGCUGCAGGACACAAAGUAUUUGCAGAUGGGAUCGAGCCGUGGGCAAUACUACGGAGGGUCUUUGCCAAAUGUGAAUCAGGUUGGAAGCUGCACUGCUGAUGUGUCUUUUCAGAAUUCAGGUCUUGACACUAAUAGAUCUACUCGACACCACGGAUUGGUGGACAGAGUCUACAGAGACCGGAACCGCAUUACAUCACCCAAUCGGAAACCGCUCUCUAUCGACAAACAUGGACGCCAGAUAUCCUUUACAGCUAUAAAUUGCCCUCAUGGGAUGAUGAUUUCGCCUCCUGACACCAGCUGGAGAAGAACAAAUUCAGACUCAGCCCUGCAUCAGAGCACUCUGACUCCUACACAACACGCCUCCUUCACUGGAGGCUCUCAGGAACUUCAGCCAAAACGAGUUCUCCUCCUCACUGUGCCAGGGUCUGGAGUCCUUAAGCAAGAGGUUGAUGAAGACGGACAGAAGCAGAGCUGGGACUGUAAAAAGAAUGUGUCGCAGUCUGAACCUUGUCAAGUUCCUGGCAUUCACAUAUUCCCAACCCCCGAGCAGCAGAUGACCACGUCUCUGAAACCAGCGGCCCACAACAGUGGCGGAUCUCUUCCUGACCUGACCAACAUCCAGUUUCCUCCUCCUCUGCCCACCCCGCUGGACUCAGAUGACAUGGCGGCCGCCUCUUUUGGCUCUGCCAGCAGCAUUCAGACUCCAGGAGGGAACACCUCUCAGCCAACAGUAACCAUGGAAAUGGAGCCUGGCCAGGAGAACAUAGUUCCUCUCAUCUUGAAUGCAGGAGACUCACACCAGCAGCAGAACCUGCAGCUCUCCCAAACGUCUCCACCACUCCCUCUAUCCCAGGUGGCCAUCAGUGCUAUGAAUCUUGAACAACAGUUGUCUCAGUAUUCUUUCAUCAAUCAGCAGUCAAUACCCCAGACACACCAGAACCAGCAACAGACGAGUCUAGUCCAGCUGCCAUCUUCUGUGAACUCCUGCCCUACGUCAGACAACCAGACAUCUGCACAAACUAACAUGACCAUCGAUAUGAAUGCGGCCGGGUCCCUGCAGUACCGCCACAGGGUCGGGUCCUCAGCCAAUCAGUCUCCAACCUCUCCCGUCUCCAAUCAAGGCUUCUCCCCCGGAGGCUCACCUCAACACAACUCCAUCCUGGGCAGUGUGUUUGCUGACUUCUACGACCAGCAGCUGCCGUCCAUUCAGGCCAGCACUCUCUCACAACAGUUGGAGCAGUUCAACAUGAUGGAGACCAGCCAGACCUCCACCCUUAACUACUCCCAGGCUCUUAUGAUGGGUUUGACCAGCCACUGCAACCUUCAGGACUCCCAGCAGCUGGGCUACAGUAGCCAUGGCAACAUCCCCAACAUUAUUCUGACAGUGAGUGGAGAGUCUCCUCCGAGCCUCCCCAAGGACCUGACCAGCUCACUGUCCACAGACAUUGGCUUCGACAUGGACUCGCAGUUCCCACUGGAUGAUUUAAAAAUCGACCCUCUGACUCUGGAUGGCCUGCACAUGCUGAAUGACCCGGACAUGAUCCUUGCCGACCCCGCCACAGAGGACGCAUUUCGGCUCGACCGCCUCUAGUUCUUGCUCUCCAUCACUCACCGUACCUGAACCGGGCCGUCCAGCGUUUCUGCCUGAGCAGAACAAGCGAUUCCACUCAAUCGAACCCCUGACUGUGAGUUUGUCAAAAACCAAACAAAACGAAAAAUAUCCUAUUUGGGAAAUUGCAUGGAGACGUUCCUGAAGACUGCUUCUAGCUUCUGGCUAAAGGACGGGAUGAAUCUAUUAGAUGGCUCAGACUCUACAUUCACCAUUCGGAUCGCUUUUCAACACCAGGCUAACUGUUUGAGGAAUCCGGCAGCAGAGACAGCCUGGUGACUAGCUAGAGUUAAAACAAUCAGCAUAUUCCAGUCCAGCUGCCUGAGUAUUUUAUAUUUUGAUGAUUUAGAGAAAAUCCAGAAAAGGUAGACUCCUCUCAGUCUAGCUUGGGUUUUGUGCUUUCAUCUUGAUGGUUUGUGAUCUAUGGCCCAAGAGGCACUGAGUCAUCACUUUAUUUUAAGGCUAUUUCUGAGAAUAGAUUUUAUCAAAGGGAAUAGGAGUCAUCGUUUAUGCAUGAAAUCAUAAAUCACUGUGGAUACUUGUUUUGCCUUAAAAGCUUGACGUUUUGGUUUUCAUUGCAAAAAGAACAACAAAAAAAAGCUAAGAAGUCAUUUUUACUGAGUUGCAAGUUGCUUGGCCUACAUAAUUUACCGUUGUGUUGUCACUACUGCCUCAUAAGUCAGAACCUAACCGUGGAUCCGCUCGGUCUUGGUGAAGAAAACGAUGUUUACAGGCUUACUGGCAUAUACCCUUACUUGUACAGAAUGUGGUUGGAUUUUUGCGUAAUGAUAUCUAUGCAAAACUACGGUGACUAGGAGGACUGGCAGAGUUGGGAGUUCCUCUGGAACGCAUGUGGAUGUCUUUCAACAAACAUUUUUCUUUCAUUUUAAGGUCAAAUAUAGAAUAAAAUAGAGUAAGCAUGGCAGUUGCUGGAGAUUCCUGGAAUUCUCUCAAAGACGGAACCUCAGUGGGUGAAACCUUUUUUUCCAGUCAGCUGAACUGCCAAACAGCACUGUUGAUGCAAUGAGAAUGUACUUAGUUUACAUCUGUGUGGUUGUGAUGCUGUCAUUUUGUUAUCCUUAUACCCUCCUUUUCUAUUUUUUUGCUGCCUGUAGAGCCAAACACCUUCCGCCUGUUACUUUAAGCACACGUCUGAGUUUGGUUGUUUUCCUGCCAUGUUUAUGUCGUUUUUGUCUUUAAUUCAUCUUUCUGCUGUUGAGGUUUGUCUUGAUGUUGUCUUUUAGGUGGGUGGUUUCCCUUACUUUAUUCACAGAUAUGUUCCAUAUCAAAUUUUUUGCACUUUAUGCUUUCAUUCGAAAACACAGAUUCAAGAGUUUCUAUAUGGAGCGUCCCAUCCUGUGACUGUUAAGUGAACUGGACCUGUUUGAUUUGUCUUUGUUCAAGCUUGCCUUCUUGUACAAACAAAGGAGAAAAAAACGGAAAAACCCAAAAAGCUAAAUUAAAAUUAUUUUUGAAAAACAGAAUUAUCAGGAUAGUUUAUACAAAUGUGUUUUUACUGAACUAGGUUGUAUUUUAGGAUUCCUGUGUUUAAAAGCAUGUGGUCACUGCAGCAGAUUUUUUUGCUACUGUCAGAGGGUCUGGGAUAUAGAAAAUAAUAAUCGCACAGUAGAGAUGGAAAUAAAUAUGUAUCAUAAAUAAAACAGGGGAUGCACAAUAUUGUAUUAUGUUGUCUCUAGGUCUGGUUUAAGCAAGAGAUGCACCAAUCAGUGUGUUCUGACUGGAAACUGAUCUCUGUUUUAGUGAAGCCUAGAACUGCCUAAAGGAUUAGAACCGUUUCUCAUUUCUAUUCAGGAUCUAUGGAGUACAGUAUAAUAAACUGCCAUUAUAGCUCCAAUAUGGACUGGUCAUUUUCAGAGUUGGGUAAUGGAGUUGGAGUAACAUUACUUAAACUUAUUUCCAAUCUGCAAAAGUGAAAACUAGCAACGUAAGUAAGAGUAAUGCAGUAUUUGGUAGAAAGGCCUCUGAAGUACUGAGAGUAACUGAUCAUCAUCUAACUUAAUAUAUAAAAAUGACGUACUGAGGAAUGUGCAAAAUCAGGUAUUUUAACGACUAGAAAGAAAAAGAAUACAAAUAAAUAUCACAAAAUAACAAAUUCAAGCAGUAAAAUCAAUUAAAAAUAAAUGUUCUACAUAUAAGACUUAUGAAACUUAUGAAACAGAAAUGUUACUCAGGCAAAAGUAGCAAUACUUUAUGAUAGUAUUACUCAAGUAAGAGUAAAGAUUAAACUCGUAAAAUUCCUUUUAUUUUUCCUCCUGGACGUUAUUCAAGAAAAUGGAACUAGUUAGCUUAAAACAGCUCUCUAGUUGAUAUUCAGGGUUCUGCUUUCAAGAUUUGCUAUGCUAGCAUAAUGUAACAAAUAUCAAAAUGUCAAUCUUUCAUUUCCUCCUGUUUGUGGUUGGUGUCUUCAUGUUUUCAGCUCUCUAUGUAAUGAUAACUCACACAUUUGAUAGGGAGCAUAUACUAAAUUAACCUGUACAACGUCCAAAUUCCACAAAAAAAAAUUGAAAUAUUUUUAAUCUUCACUUUAAAAUCAGGUUUAAGAAGUUUAUACAAGCUAAAUAUUUUCUAUGGUUUUAAGCUUUUAAAUGUAAUUUUCCAACACUUUGUGCAUCUCUAGUUUAAAUCUACAAGUUGACAUUAGCUGAGGCUGCUUUUGACCAUUUAGGAAUAAUUUGGUAUAUUAAAAUAGGAAGUCCAUAGGUUUGGGCUAAAAUGUUGUGCAAGUGCUAAGCUGAAAAUGAAGCUGGAUGUAGGUAUACAGGAUCUGAGCCAGAAAAUCAGUCCAGGUGAAAUUUGUAUGAGAAUAAAAACAGGCUCUUUUCUUGGUCACUAUGUUGGAUCACUAUUAGCCAAUGAAAAAUAAAAUUAUUUUGCAGUUGCAAUGAUUCCUACUUAAAUGUGUUUUAAAGACUAUUUUACUUCUCCUGUCACAGUCUGAAACAGAAAGUUGGUCUUUUAUUUUUCUACUAAAUGCAUGAAACUUCAGACAUGAUUUCUCCUUUUGUUGGUGAUUGUUUUCUCUGAAUGUUGGGAGAUAUUUAGUUUAAAUAUUUAAAGGUUUUUUGUUUUGGUUUCUGUUUGCUAAAAAAAUGUUGUCAUGUUAAACUUGUGUCAGUGUGUGUAAGUGACGCCUAAAAAUGUACAGUGAUGAGCCUUUUAUGCAAAUGUGGAAGCUAUUGUUUUGGCACUGUGUUUAAUCUGCAGUAUAUAGUACAUGCUUAUUUUCUGUGCAACACCCACAGAAGUUUAUUAUGUCAAAGUAUCUGUAGGAUAGUUGUGUAUAUUGCUGUACUGUAGGAACAAUGUUUUUUUGUGCUAACUGUGAGAUGAUGUCAGAAUGGGAAAAUGCACUGAGAAAUACUG
Molecule: messenger RNA, 5260 nt
Organism: Gambusia affinis (western mosquitofish)
Lineage: Eukaryota; Metazoa; Chordata; Actinopteri; Cyprinodontiformes; Poeciliidae
Gene: crtc1a
Product: CREB regulated transcription coactivator 1a
Exons: 16
Coding region: 137-1858 (573 amino acids)
Biological process (GO): protein homotetramerization; positive regulation of transcription by RNA polymerase II
Cellular component (GO): cytoplasm; nucleus
Molecular function (GO): cAMP response element binding protein binding
Source: RefSeq, a predicted model, not a curated record